UGAGGAUUGAAUUAUUUGCCAAAAACUGUGCAGCUUUUGGAGAGCAAAUGUCAAUGGGUCCCACAUAGCUUCCAAGAAAGUCUAUUUUCUUCCAUUCAUUGGCCCCUCUCCAGUCUUUACACCAUUAAAAUCUUCUCAGCCCUGCACCCUUCACUAGCACACAAAACAAAAGUAUGAUGACCCCCUCCACAACAAAAGAAAAAAGAAAAAGGAAAAAAAAAAAAAGGAAAUUGUUAGGAAAAAAAGAAAAAUCUAAUUUCUACCAACAAAGCUGGAUAUUUAUGUUGUUUCUUUCUUCUUAUAUGACUCUGCUCUGUAUUUUCCAGAGGUCUUCAUGUUCCUUUUAAUUUCAUGGGUCUCUCUAAUAAACUUUCAGCAAUUGAUGCAAGCUGGCAAUCUCUCUUGGUGCUGAAGAGAUUCCCGCUCCGAUCUGACAGAUGGCCGAGGUGGGGGAAGCUCCACUAGGGUAUGAAAAUCUUCGAAAAGGGCGUAAUUUCAAGUCCUUCUCAAGAAGCUCUGCCAUUGCUGAUCGGUGAGUUGAGUUCUUCGAAUUCACUUUCAAGGCCAAUUGAAGGAUGGACGGGAUCAGAUUGGAUUUAAGGGGUCAUUUCUCUGGAUCAACACAAUCAGAAGAGUCCGCUCUAGACCUGGAGAGGAACUAUUGUAGUCAUCCUAAUCUGACUUCAACUCCAUCAACACUUCAAGCCUUUGCAUCAAGUGGUCAGCAUUCUGAGAGCAAUGCUGCCUACUUCUCAUGGCCUACUUCUAGUCGACAGAAUGGUGCUGCUGAAGAUCGAGCAAACUAUUUUGUUAAUCUUCAGAAGGGAGUGCUGCCUGAAACUCUUGAUCAGUUGCCAACGGGUCAGCAAGCAACCACCUUGCUUGAGCUAAUGACCAUAAGGGCUUUCCACAGCAAGAUAUUGCGUCGUUAUAGUCUUGGCACAGCAAUUGGGUUUCGAAUAAGACGGGGUACAUUAACAGACAUACCUGCUAUUCUUGUCUUUGUUGCUCGAAAAGUUCACAGACAAUGGCUCAACCACAUCCAGUGCCUGCCUGCUGCCCUUGAGGGACCAGGAGGUAUCUGGUGUGAUGUGGAUGUUGUGGAAUUCUCUUACUAUGGUGCACCUGCACCAACUCCCAAAGAACAGUUAUACACUGAGCUUGUGGAUGGCUUACGUGGAAGUGAUCCUUGCAUUGGCUCAGGCUCUCAGGUUGCAAGCCAAGAAACCUAUGGAACUUUGGGUGCCAUAGUGAGGAGCCGAACAGGCAACCGACAAGUUGGUUUCCUCACAAAUCGGCAUGUUGCAGUUGAUUUGGACUACCCAAGCCAAAAGAUGUUUCAUCCUUUGCCACCCAACCUAGGCCCUGGGGUGUAUCUGGGAGCAGUGGAGAGGGCAACAUCAUUCAUCACAGAUGAUCUUUGGUAUGGCAUCUUUGCCGGAACUAACCCAGAGACAUUUGUACGAGCUGAUGGGGCUUUCAUACCUUUUGCGGAUGAUUUUAAUGUCUCCAAUGUAACUACAUUGGUAAAAGGUGUCGGUGUGAUUGGUGAUGUGAAGAUCAUAGACUUGCAGUCCCCAAUCAAAAGUCUGAUCGGGAAGCAAGUGGUGAAGGUAGGAAGAAGCUCGGGCUUAACUACGGGGAAUGUAAUGGCCUAUGCCCUUGAAUAUAAUGAUGAGAAAGGGAUCUGCUUCUUCACUGAUUUUCUUGUUGUGGGAGAAAACCAGCAGACCUUUGACCUUGAAGGUGACAGUGGGAGUCUCAUCCUUUUAACAGGUCAGAAUGGUGAGAAACCUCGGCCUAUUGGGAUAAUAUGGGGUGGGACAGCCAAUCGGGGACGGUUGAAGCUGAAAGUUGGUCAACCUCCUGAGAAUUGGACCAGUGGGGUUGAUCUUGGACGUCUUCUUGAUCUUCUGGAACUUGAUAUCAUCACGACAAAUGAAGGACUCGAAGCGGCCUUGCAAGAACAAAAAAACGCUUCAGCAGGUGGAGUGGAUUCUACAGUUGGUGAGUCGUCCCCUGCAGAGGGAACACAGCCACAACCACAACCACAACCGAAGGACAAAACAAAAGAGAUCUUUGAGCCUCUGGGUUUUAACAUUCAGCAUAUUCCUGUGGACAACGGACCUUGUGCAGAAGCAAAUCCACAUGUUGCUCCCUCUGAGUUUCAUAUAGAAGAUGGUAUCCGGGCAUUGCCGAAUUUAGAGCAUCAAUUCAUUCCCAACUUAAUUGUACAUUCGCCAAUUCAUCAAAAUGACCAACAGGACCGUCAAGAAUCAAAGAAUCUCUCUGCAUUGAGGAAUGGCUCUGGUGAUGAUCUCUCACUGCAGUUGGGAGAUCGGGAGCCCAAGAGAAGGCGCUCCGAGUGUAAAAUUGAUCUUGAAGAACCGAAAUGAAUUUUCAAACAGCCUCAUUUGCUUUGCAGCCAUCCUUAAAAGGGUGGAUUCGUAAGAGGGUCCAGACAUGCUGGUCUGGUCAAGGAGAUGACAAAUGCUGACUGUAAUUUGCUCGAAGACAGGAAUAGGUUCUUCGGGGCCCCUAUUUUGAUGACCAAUGUAUGUGGAAGUUGCAAUCGGCUCUCAGCUUUUGAGGUUCAAGUCUCUUGCCAGAUCAUUUUGCCUUCCAGUACCUAGCAUGUUUCUAGGAAAGAUUAUAGCUAUAGGUAGAUAUAUUAACUAUAUACCAUUUUAGUUGAAAAUGUUUACAGUGUAUCUCUUGUUAAAGAAAAUUUCCUUUGUAGAACCA
Molecule: messenger RNA, 2745 nt
Organism: Telopea speciosissima
Lineage: Eukaryota; Viridiplantae; Streptophyta; Magnoliopsida; Proteales; Proteaceae
Product: protein NARROW LEAF 1-like
Exons: 6
Coding region: 576-2396 (606 amino acids)
Source: RefSeq, a predicted model, not a curated record